Molecule: messenger RNA, 4572 nt
Organism: Uncinocarpus reesii 1704
Lineage: Eukaryota; Fungi; Ascomycota; Eurotiomycetes; Onygenales; Onygenaceae
Exons: 4
Coding region: 1-4572 (1523 amino acids)
Biological process (GO): phospholipid translocation
Cellular component (GO): plasma membrane
Molecular function (GO): magnesium ion binding; ATPase-coupled intramembrane lipid carrier activity; ATP binding
Source: RefSeq, a predicted model, not a curated record
AUGGCGGUGGUACAGUUCGGGGACGAUGGCGAAGCAAACAUUUCGAAACCUGUCCGCCGAAUGCGAUGGGCGACACAGCGACAUGCGGGUGCGGGAGGGCUCAAGAAACGAGUGUCCAUUCUGGAUAGGUUCCACCGGAGAGUCGGUUCCAAGGAGGAGAAGCGCAAAUCCGCUCUAAAUAAGGGCAGAGAGUCUCCGGGAGGGAGCGACCUAGGUGAAAAUGACGAGCGGAGAAUAUAUUUCAAUACGCCUAUCUCGCCAGAAGAUAAGGAUGAAGACGGAAAUUUGAAAGCCAAUUACGCGCGGAACAAGAUCAGAACUGCAAAGUAUACCCCUUUGAGUUUUGUUCCAAAAAAUUUAUGGUUCCAAGCUCACAACAUUGCCAACGUUUACUUUCUUUUCGUCAUUAUCCUCAGUUUUUUCCCGAUUUUCGGUGCCUCAAAUCCCGUGUUGGGUGCUGUACCGCUAAUUGCCAUCUUAACGAUCACUGCCAUCAAAGAUGCCAUUGAAGACUGGCGUAGAACGGUUCUAGACAACGAGCUGAAUAAUUCGCCGAUACAUCGAUUAUUAGACUGGGACAAUGUGAACUCGACUGAAGAUAAUAUCUCACUUUGGCGUCGAAUAAAGAAGGCGUCAACUAGGGGAGUGAAACGGACGUGGAAGCUUAUCCAACGUUUGCGGAAUAAAGAGCCCCCUAAAACUACCGAAGAAGCUCCUGACCGGCGUAGCUCUAUCGCGACCUCGCGACGCAAUUCUCUAUACUCACCUAGGACCUCAACCCAAACUACUCGCACUGAAGAAAUAAACGGCGGCAUACCCAUGACACCCAUUCCUUCCCCUUCUUUGAAUAGACGACAGACUGAGUCGACAACGUGGGGAUCCGAAGAGACUACUCAGCCGGGUGAUCUGUCUUCCCUGGCUGCCCCGAAUGGAAAUCCCGCUUCAGCUGCGCACCUCGCUCCUGGGGCUCUUGGUCUAGAGGGGAUACCAAUUGCCCCUAGGAAUUAUGGUAGCGUGGUAGACAAGACGAAGAGCACGCCGGGAACCGCCAGAUUUGGACGUGAUUACUGGAAGAACGUUCGGGUCGGAGAUUUUGUUCGUAUUUACAACGAAGAGCAAAUCCCAGCCGACGUAGUCAUCCUAUCCACGUCUGAUCCGGACGGUGCUUGCUAUGUGGAGACGAAAAACCUCGACGGCGAAACUAAUCUUAAAGUGAGACAAGCCCUCCAUUGCGGGCGCGCUGUUAAGCAUGCAAGAGAUUGUGAGAAGGCUACGUUUGUGAUUGAAAGUGAAGCCCCUCAUGCCAACCUUUACCAAUACAGUGGCGCCAUCAAGUGGAAUCAACGCGAUUCAAAAGACCCAGACGCACCGACGAAAGAAAUGGUCGAACCGAUCACAAUCAAUAACAUUCUUCUUCGCGGCUGUAGUUUGCGAAAUACUGAAUGGAUUCUCGGUGUCGUUGUUUUCACUGGGUUGCAGUCCAAGAUCAUGCUUAAUUCUGGAGUGACGCCGAGCAAGCGUGCCAGGUUGGCAAGAGACCUCAAUUGGAACGUUAUAUACAACUUUAUCUUGUUGUUCUUCAUGUGUCUUAUAGCGGGCAUCGUACAGGGUGUGACAUGGGCACAAGAUAACAACUCACUACACUGGUUCGAGUUUGGCUCUUACGGAGGCUCCCCGCCUGUCGACGGUUUGAUCACCUUCUGGGCCGGUAUCAUUCUCUACCAGAAUCUUGUCCCAAUCUCCCUCUACAUUUCGCUUGAAAUCGUGCGAACCAUACAGGCCAUUUUUAUCCACAGCGACAAUUUCAUGUUUUACGAAAAGCUACAAUACCCUUGCACGCCGAAAUCGUGGAAUAUAUCUGACGAUCUUGGGCAGAUCGAGUACAUCUUUUCGGAUAAAACUGGAACUUUAACCCAGAAUGUAAUGGAAUUUAGAAAAUGUACCGUCAAUGGCGUGGCUUACGGCGAGGCAUAUACAGAAGCACAGGCCGGCAUGCAGCGGCGAGAAGGAAUCAACGUCGAAGAGGUUUCGAAAAGGGCGAAGGAAGAGAUUGCUAAGGACCGUGUGUCUAUGCUUCUGCAACUUCGGUCAAUACACGACAAUCCAUAUCUCCAUGACGACGAACUCACUUUUGUUUCAUCGCAUUAUGUUUCCGACCUUGCCGGCGAGGCUGGUAUUGAACAACAGAAGGCCACUGAACAUUUUAUGCUCGCGCUGGCUUUAUGCCACACCGUUAUCACAGAACGAACUCCUGGCGACCCUCCUAAAAUCGAAUUCAAAGCUCAAUCUCCGGAUGAAGCAGCCUUAGUUGCCACUGCGCGUGAUUGCGGCUUCACCGUGUUGGGAAGAGUAGGUGAUGAUAUCAAGCUGAACGUUAUGGGAGAAGAAAGGUCCUACACGGUCUUGAAUACCCUCGAGUUCAAUUCAUCGAGGAAAAGAAUGAGUGCGAUUGUUCGGAUGCCUGAUGGAACAAUUAGAUUGUUUUGCAAAGGUGCCGAUAGUAUCAUUUAUUCUCGACUUGCACCGGGUGAACAGCAAGAGCUCAGAAAGAAGACAGCGGAGCAUCUCGAGAUAUUUGCAAGAGAAGGCCUUCGAACACUUUGUAUUGCCGAACGCAUACUCAGCGAAGAGGAAUAUCAAACGUGGAAUAAGACACAUGAGCUUGCGGCUACUGCCUUGGUAGAUCGAGAUGCAAAACUUGAGGAGGUUUCAAGUGCUAUUGAGCGCCAGCUUACACUACUUGGAGGCACUGCCAUCGAGGAUAGAUUGCAAGAAGGUGUACCUGACACUAUCGCUUUGUUGGCAGCUGCUGGAAUUAAGCUUUGGGUGUUGACCGGAGAUAAAGUGGAAACCGCUAUUAAUAUCGGCUUUUCCUGCAAUCUCCUAACGAAUGACAUGGAACUGAUCGUCUUUAAUAUCGAUAGCGAUGACCCAGAUUCGGCGUGCAACGAGCUUGAUAAACACUUAGCCGAUUUUGGCCUCACUGGCUCCGACGAAGAGCUCGCAGCAGCUCGCCUACACCAUGAACCGCCAGAUGCAACCCAUGCUGUUAUCGUCGAUGGUGACACACUGAAGCUGAUGCUGGGACCUCAAUUGAAACAGAAAUUCUUGUUGCUAUGUAAACAAUGCCGAGCGGUUCUUUGCUGUCGAGUUAGCCCAGCUCAAAAAGCUAGUGUGGUUCAGCUUGUGAAAAACGGACUAGAUAUUAUGGCACUUUCAAUCGGAGACGGCGCUAAUGAUGUCGCUAUGAUUCAAGAAGCAGAUGUUGGCGUUGGUAUCGUAGGCGAAGAAGGCAGACAGGCUGCGAUGUCGUCUGACUACGCUAUCGGGCAGUUCCGAUUCUUGCAGAGAUUGGUCCUGGUGCAUGGUAGAUGGUCUUAUCGUCGGUUGGGAGAAACGAUUGCCAACUUCUUCUACAAGACGCUUGUUUGGACAGUUUCGCUCUUCUGGUAUUGUAUAUACAACAAUUUCGACUUAUCUUACCUUUACGACUACACCUAUAUUGUCUUAAUCAACUUGGCUUUUACUUCCUUGCCCGUGAUCCUGAUGGGCAUUCUGGAUCAGGAUGUUGAUGAUAAGGUGUCCUUGGCUGUUCCUCAGCUUUACAAGCGAGGCAUCGAGCGUAAAGAAUGGACCCAGCUCAAAUUCUGGUUAUAUAUGCUUGAUGGUUUCUAUCAAUCAGUGAUCUGCUUCUAUAUGACGUACUUAUUUUACCAACCGGCCCAGAACGUAACAGAGAACGGCUUGGAUUUAGCGGACCGCAUGCGAAUGGGAAUUUUUGUUGGAUGUAGCGCCGUUAUUGCUAGCAAUACCUACAUCUUGCUGAACACCUACCGAUGGGAUUGGCUCAGUGUUUUACUUAACGUUAUCAGCUCUCUCCUAAUCUUCUUUUGGACCGGUGUUUACUCUUCGGUUUCUUCGUCUGGGCAAUUCUACAAGGCCGCCUCUGAAGUUUUCGGGGGCCUUCCCUUCUGGGCUGUGACAUUGCUGACAGUUACAAUAUGCCUGGCGCCACGAUUUGCAGUCAAAUCCUUCCAAAAGAUAUACUUUCCACGCGAUGUCGAUAUCAUCCGCGAACAGGUAGUUUUGGGCCGUUUCAAGCAUCUCGAAGAUUACGAGGCGUAUGUUCCUCCCACUGCAGGGACUCUCGCGCUUUCGAAUUCAAAUCUAGACAAGCCGGUUGAAGUGACGACUACCAAGAGGGCAACAGAUCUACCAGAAGAUGAGCGUCCGAUUUAUCCUCCCUCGGUGGCGCCUACGGCGAACACGCAUAAUCCACGCAGCCAGAACGGUAGUGACGGUACUGGCUACACGGCGAGUUUAGAUCUCCGUCACCAGCCUCAACACUCACUUGAUCGUGCUCGGCAGUCAUCCGACUUCCGACAUUACCCACGCCAUUCUGUCGACCGGGCGCGACAGUCUUUCGACAUGCCAGCUCGGCCCUCGACAGAACGGGCGAGAACCAGCUUCGAAGCUAGUAACGAUUUCACCUCUGCUGCGAUGUUGGCACGUAUGGAAUCUAGCCAUGGCCGAUACGAUCCACAGGGCCACAAGUCGAUACCGGAACACUAA